AUGGAUGAAUUGAAGAGUUUUCUCAAGCAGGCAGGAAAAGAAUUCCUAAAUGUGGCCGGUGAUGCAGCAGUGGGUGCGGCAAAAGAAGUUGUCGGCUCGGUCAUCAACGAAAUAUUUAUUAAAAAAGAGGCUGAUACCAAACGUGUUCUUCCAAGCAUUAAAAAUAUGCGUGUGCUUGGCGAAAAGGGCAGCGGUACACGGGUGCAAGCAGACAUCCAAGACUUUGAGUCCAUCCGGAGCAUGUGCCUAGCAAACGGCUCCUUAUUUGAGGAUCCGCUGUUUCCAGCCAACAACGAGUCUCUUCUGUUUUCACAACGACCCGAUCGACACAUUGAAUGGAUGAGACCGCAUGAGAUCGCUGAUGAUCCACAAUUCUUCGUGGAGGGCUAUUCGCGUUUCGAUGUGCAACAAGGCGAAUUGGGCGACUGUUGGUUGCUCGCCGCCACUGCCAAUCUAACGCAGGAUCCAAAUCUAUUCUUUCGCGUUGUGCCACCAGAUCAAAGYUUCGAGGAAAGUUACGCUGGUAUUUUUCACUUUUGCUUUUGGCAGUAUGGUAAAUGGAUUGAUGUGGUGGUCGACGAUCGUCUGCCGACAUAUCGYGGCGAAUUGAUGUAUAUGCAUUCCACUGAGAAGAACGAGUUUUGGAGUGCACUGUUGGAGAAAGCCUAUGCCAAAUUACAUGGCUCAUAUGAAGCACUAAAGGGCGGCACCACUUGUGAGGGUAUGGAAGAUUUUACCGGCGGUGUAACGGAAUGGUAUGACCUUAAAGAGGCACCGCCAAAUCUAUUCAACAUUUUACAUAAAGCUGUCGAUCGUAACUCCUUAAUGGGUUGCUCCUUAGAGCCCGAUCCGAAUGUUUUGGAGGCUGAGACGCCACAAGGGCUGAUACGUGGCCACGCAUACUCGAUAACGAAAGUUUGUUUACUCGAUAUUGCUGUACCCAAUCGGCAAGGUAAAAUACCAAUGAUACGUAUGCGUAAUCCCUGGGGUAAUGAGGCCGAAUGGAAUGGUCCGUGGAGUGAUAGUUCACCCGAAUGGCGUUAUAUACCCGAAGAUCAGAAACAGGAAAUCGGUUUAACAUUUGAUCGUGAUGGUGAAUUUUGGAUGUCAUUUCAAGAUUUCCUCAAUCAUUUCGAUCGUGUUGAAAUCUGUAAUUUAUCACCUGAUUCACUUACCGAGGAGCAGCAAAAUAGCGGUAAACGACGUUGGGAAAUGUCUAUGUUUGAGGGUGAAUGGACGCAAGGUGUAACAGCUGGUGGUUGUCGUAACUUUUUAGACACCUUUUGGCAUAAUCCACAGUAUGUAAUAACACUAGCCGAUCCGGAUGAAGAUGAUGACGAUGGSAAGUGUACGGUUAUUGUAGCGCUGAUGCAAAAGAAUCGUCGUUCCAAGCGUAAUAUGGGCAUGGAAUGUUUGACAAUCGGUUUUGCCAUUUAUCAUCUAAGCGAAGAUGACUUACACACCCGACCACAGGGUGUGAAUUUCUUUAAAUAUCGUGCAUCCGUUGGACGUUCGCCACAUUUCAUUAAUACCCGUGAGGUUUGUGCACGUUUUAAGCUACCACCUGGUCAUUACUUAAUUGUACCAUCAACCUUUGAUCCAAAUGAGGAAGGUGAAUUCGUUAUUCGUGUUUUCUCGGAAACUCAGAAUAACAUGGAAGAGAAUGACGACCAUGUUGGAUAUGGAAGCCCGACUGAUGAUAAGGUGUUGCCAAAUCUUCCAAACCCAAUGGAUCCCAGACCGAACGAAGGACAUAAUGAAAGUCUUUUGAAACUUUUCAAAAGUAUUGCCGGUCCAGACAUGGAAGUGGAUUGGAUGGAAUUGAAACGGAUAUUGGAUCAUUCAAUGAAAGAUGGUUUACCAAAAAGUACAAGUUAUACACCGUACAAUUAUAAUGUGCAAAACGCUGACGUUGGCGGUGGCGCCCCGGCUGAGGGCGGUGGCCUCAAUAUCUUAGCGCUUAUUUGUGGUCCAUUUUGCAAGGGUACACCAUUUGAGAGCAUCUUUUCGGAGGACAACGCACAAAAUCCUUCAAAUGCAAAUCAAACCAAGCCUGGCGGUUAUAUGGGAUUGCCACCAGUAAUAAUGGAGGAGAGUAGUAAUGGUUUCUCGAAGGAUGUCUGCCGCUCCAUGGUUGCCAUGAUGGAUGUCGAUCAGUCGGGUAAACUGGGCUUCGAGGAGUUCGAAGCGCUACUCACCGACAUAGCAAAAUGGAAAGCCGUAUUUAAGCUUUACGAUCCGGAAAAUACCGGACGCAUUGAUGGCUUUAAAUUGCGUGAUGCGCUCAACUCCGCCGGCUAUCACCUCAACAAUCGUAUACUCAAUGCGUUGGCACAUCGUUAUGGUUCGCGCGAUGGUAAAAUUUCAUUCGAUGAUUUCCUUAUGUGUGCAGUCAAAAUUAGAACUUAUAUUGAUAUAUUCAAGCAGCGGGACACCGAAAACAAAGAUGUGGCUACAUUCAGCAUGGACGAAUGGAUAGAAAAAACUAUAUAUUCAUAAAAUAAAUUUCAUAACUACUUAUUAUACAUUAUUUUAGCUGAUGAAUCUCGCAUAACUCGAAUCCAAUUACAUACACACACACACACAUAAACCUUAUCCAAAAGUUAUCUUAUUUCUACAGAAAAACAUACAUUUUUUUCUUUUCUAUUGAUGAUUAAUAUUGAGCAAUGAAUCUCAUUUGUCGAAUACUUUUAUGCUAACUGCCCAGUGUCUUUGCUAACGUUUCCAAAAUUUAAAAUUACCAAGUUAAUUCUCUCUCUACAUCUCAUUCGUCACAUAGUCUAUCUUCAAACGUAUGUAUGUUAAAGAUUUUGAAAUCAUUUUUGCAAAUUUGUCUAAACGAACAAAGAAAAUGAACAACACCAAAUAUUAGUAAAAAAAAUUUACUUAAAUUUAAAUUAAUCAAAUCAAAAUUAAAUUUAACUUAAACUAAUCCGCGUAUACCAACAACUUUUCAAAUAUAACUUGUAURCAAUCGUACACCGUGUGAAAAGUACAUAUUGUGCAUUUGUUGGUGUAAAUACUAUUUGCAUAGCACAAUUACAAUAAUUUUAUAAGCUGCACUUUCCUUAUAAAUUUGUGAGAAGAAAAAAUGAACGAUUGCCUUACUGUCAGAAGUAUAUUUUUCAUACUAAUUUUUAUUAGUGGACUUUUGCUGUAACUGCAAAACAUAAAUUACCUCAGUCAAUACGUAACAACAGCUGUUAUGCUCUAAAGACAGUAACUAUUACAGUCAACGUUUAAAGACGCGUAAGCAUAGAUAAAUUGUAUAUUUGUUCUUGUUUUUGUUUGAAAUUUUAGUAACAAAGUUAAGCAAUUAUAUGUAUUAUAUCGAGUGCUGUAUUUUUGUAUUGCAAUUUUAUAUCAUAAAAAAAUAUUGUUAAAAUUAACUGCUGCAAUAAAAUGAA
Messenger RNA from Bactrocera latifrons, 3407 nucleotides. It is a transcript of the gene CalpA, whose product is annotated as calpain-A. Gene Ontology annotation, biological process: proteolysis. NCBI's taxonomy places the organism in Eukaryota, Metazoa, Arthropoda, Insecta, Diptera, Tephritidae. The transcript has 10 exons. The record is from RefSeq and is a predicted model, not a curated record. Bases 1 to 2499 code for a protein of 832 amino acids. Gene Ontology annotation, cellular component: cytoplasm. Gene Ontology annotation, molecular function: calcium ion binding; calcium-dependent cysteine-type endopeptidase activity.